GAGUGAAUUCAAAUUUACUUUAAAGCGUUGUGGAAAAUAGAUAGUUAUUGUAUCAUUGGUGAUCGCGGUUCAGGCAAAACACUAGUUGAAUAACUGUCUAUCGCGAAUAACGUCCAUCGCUAGGCUCAACACUACUAGACAAAUUCAAAUUGUCAAACAAAUGGGCGAUUGUGCGAAUUUUAAGUUUUCUUUUUUUGCAGUGUUAUACGCGCUCUAAAUAAUUUAAAUUUCUUUUAAUCAUCUAGGGAAAUAAUAAACCUGAUAUGUUACUUGAGUUGCUGUAAAAAUGCUGGCCGUACUAUUACUAAAUCGUAUGACAACAAAAAGUAGAAUCGCCGCGAAACAAAAAGAUCUACAUAAAAUCAAAGCCGUAAAAGUCGAGCCUUUGAAAACUCCUGGCGACUCUAUAGGUGACUGCUGCAGAACAUGUCUGAGCACAGAAGAUUUGGAACCAAUAUUCCCUAGUAAGGAAGCAGAGAAAAAGAAGUCUCACGAGUUAAAUGUCGUUACUGGUUUAGAGAUAAAAAUAGAUGAUGGUCUAUCACAAAAGAUGUGUAAGAACUGCUUAUAUAGUUUGAAGACGGCAUUACAAUUCAGACGUUGUAGUCGCAAAGCUGAGAAAACCUUAUUAGAUAUGGCUAUAACAGGAAAACCAAAGAAGAAAAAUAAAAUACGCAAGAAGGAAAUUAAAAACCAGAAACUUAAAGUAAAAGAUGAGAGCAAUGAUACCCUCGAUGCAUUUGCAGAUUUCGAACAUGAUGAAUAUCAGAAUGACUGUAGUUUUGAAAAUGAUGACUUUGACAAUGAAUCAUACGAAGAUAUCAAAGAAUCCAAUAUAGUGAAGAUAGAAUAUGAUCCUAAAGAUAAUGAUAAACAACCAAGAGUAAAAAGGAAACGUACCACACUGCCAAAUGCAUCGUCCUACAAAUGUCCGAUUUGUCAAAAAGAGUUUAGAAUGAAGGCCACAUACAAAGCUCACCUCAGAUUCCACACUAACUACUGUGUCUGUGAAGUGAGUAUUUUUUUAAUUAGUAUAGGUCAUUGGUUCCCAACUUAUUUCGUCUACUACCCACUUUGAGAAUAAAUUAUAUUUUAGUGCCCCCAUUUUUUCUCAUACUUAAAACCACUAUUACUUCAAAUUGAAUUAAUUAUUGUGAGCUAUAUUAGCAGAGGUUAAACAUUCAUUUUAAACAAGAGUAAAACUUGAGAUUGGAGCAUAGUGGUAGUACACAAGUCUCUUGUUAAGUCUUCUUAAGCCUCUACACAACGCCUCUGUGUUUUUAUGGGUCUCUUACCGCUCUCCUGUUUAGACCUGCAAUUCAUAAGUGGGUGUUAUUGCGCACUUUGGGAAAGGCUAGUAUAGAUAAAUGUUCUGUAAUCAAUAUUAUUUUUAAACAUAUAGGGUGAAAGUCCGUGCUUCGGAAGGCACGUUAAGCCGUUGGUCCCGGCUACAGUUGCAGUCGUUAAUACCCUCCAAUCCGCAUUGGGCCCAUGUGGAGGGUCAUGGCCCAUCCUCCUUAACCAUCCAUAAGGAAGGCCUGAGCCCCUGCCACAUGUAGGGCUGAUGAUGAUGACGAUGAGGGCGAAAGUUGCAUGUUCGCUAUUCUAAUACAUUUAUGAUUGAUAUCAGACAUGUGGGAAACGUUGUCGCAACAACAACCAGUUGCAGGAGCACAAGAGAGCUCGUCAUGGCCUCGGUCGCAUACAUAAGUGCGCAUACUGUGAAUAUAGCUCCGCCACCAAGGAGGCACUCACGGUAACUAUUAUUAUUACAAGCUGUUUGUCCGUUGCCCUGCGAAUUUAAGCCUAUCACCCAAUUGCAUAAACAUUCAUUAAGGACGUAACAGACGAUUAAGACGCUUAUUAUAUUAAGAUAACAUAUUUUAAAAUCUUAAGCUAUCAUACAUGGUUAAGAUAACUUAUGAAAUAUAUAUUUCUGUAUCACUAUCAUAAGAUACUUAAUAUAUUUAUCUUACCCCGUGUGUUGUUAGGUCAUUGAUAUAUAUGGCGAGCGAUAUUUAUCUUAAGAUAUAAUAUAAUAGUAUCUUAACCUAUAAAUAUUAUAGUCUCUUAUGACCUUUUACUCUAAUGAACGUUUUAAAUUUGAAAAUUUGUUGUAAUUUUGUGCAACUGAUAUAUGCGUCUUGAUGGCAGAUUAUAGGAGCUUAAACGAUAUUCGCGGUCGCGGUCGACAGUUAUUCGCGGAUGUUGUAGCUUAUUAUAGAUAAAAAAAUAUUCAAAUAAAUAUGAUAGAUCCAAAGAUCUAUCAAAGAUUUAUCAUGUUGAAGGAAUGAAUUACUUUUUAUAAUAUUAUUAGACUACAUUCGUAGUGCAGAUGAAAAAGAAAGUAUUAGAGUUCUAUGUGUACCGAUACGUAUCAUCUACUUUAAACGAUAUCAUAAUACUAAGAACAAAGGACC
This is a messenger RNA of Diatraea saccharalis (sugarcane borer), 2420 nucleotides long. The record is from the annotation of a GenBank genome assembly. Lineage: Eukaryota; Metazoa; Arthropoda; Insecta; Lepidoptera; Crambidae.